Molecule: messenger RNA, 2037 nt
Organism: Paramisgurnus dabryanus
Lineage: Eukaryota; Metazoa; Chordata; Actinopteri; Cypriniformes; Cobitidae
Gene: xcr1b.3
Product: chemokine (C motif) receptor 1b, duplicate 3
Biological process (GO): positive regulation of cytosolic calcium ion concentration; immune response; calcium-mediated signaling
Cellular component (GO): external side of plasma membrane; membrane
Molecular function (GO): C-C chemokine binding; C-C chemokine receptor activity
Source: RefSeq, a predicted model, not a curated record
AACAAUCUCUGCUUUAGACUGGAUUGAUGGUUUAAGGAGGAAACCACCAGAAUUAAGAUUUCUUCCAGCUAUUUGGGGUUAGGAAGAAUCAAAUUUUUUUUGAACAUGAAAUGUAAAUAAAUGUGAAAAAAAAACAUGAAUGUGUUCUUGUUGUAUAUACAUUACAGUGCAAAAGGUUGUGGAUUCGAGGGAAUACACACUGAUAUAAAAUAUGUGAAAAUCAUUAAGAUAUUAAGUACAGAUCAUGUUCCAUGAAGAUUUUUGUAAAUUACUUGUACAAAUUGUAGAUUUAAAUAUAUAAAAAAAGUAUUUAUCAUUAGAAAUGUGUGUUGCUAAGGACUUCAUUUAGACAACUUUAAAUUUUUUACUUUUUUGCACCCUUAGAUUCCAGAUUUUCAAAUAGUUGUAUCUCGGUCAAAUAUUGUCCUGUCCUAAUAAACCAUACAUUAAUGAAAAGCUUAUUUAUGCAGCUUUCAGAUGAUGUAUGAAUCUUAAUUUUUACAAAUUUAAACCCUUAUGACUGGUUUUGUGGUCCAGGUUCACAUGUUUGUAUACUGUAAGUUGCUUCAAAGCGUCUGCCAAAUGCAAAAAAGUAAAAUGUAAAUCUUAAAAAAAUUCUGUCAAACACAAAAGUAAUGUAAAAAUUGAAUGCAUCUGAAUUAUGUGUGUUUCAAAGAAAAAACUGAAAUGUUAUGAGUGUAAAAGUUGUCAUUUAUUUUAUUAUCUUUUCCUUAACAAGUGAGAAACUAAAAAAAAUGUUUUGUUUUUUUGCAUUAUUUAACAUGCACAGGCAGCAUGAUGGGUGAAGAGAACCUGAACCUCAGCUAUGAUUAUUACAUGAACUAUUCAUACUAUACACUGGAUGAUCAUUUCGUUACAUUAGAGGAACAUCUUCAGUUUGCAUCUGUGAUCAAUGCUGUGUGCUACAGCAUCAUCAUCUGCAUCAGUUUACCAGGAAACAGCUUCUUGCUCUGGGCCCUUCUUAUGCAUGAGGGUUUGAAGAGCUCCGCUGACUGUUUUCUUCUUCAUCUCACCGCAUCCGACAUCAUCUUCACUUUCACGCUGGUCCCCUGGACCGUCAACCACAUCUGUAGCUGGAUCUUCAGUGAGACGUUUUGCAAGCUGUCCAACCUGGGCAUCUUCCUGGGCCUGUACAGCUACAUGUCAUUCCUCACGGUCAUGACGGUGCACCGCUACAUUGUGAUCGUUUAUCCGGUGUUUGCUACAUCCGUAAGGAAUCCUUUCAGAAUCACACACAUCUCAUCCGCCCUGGUGUGGCUGAUCUCUGCCGGCUUCAGUGUGCCCGAAGCGUUCUUCUCUGGAACUGUAAACGGUCCUGACGGUGUCUUCUGCGCUUCCCUCUAUAAAUCAACGUUCUCAGAGUUGUUUGGAUAUUUCACUCAGAUCAUUUUCUUUUUCAUGCUGCCCUUCCUAGUUAUUGUAUUCUGUUAUGGCCGCAUGGGAUUCACCAUCUACAAGAGCCGCAUCACAAGCAGAAACAGACGUAACGCCGUAUGUUCUAUUUUUACCAUUGUCAUUGGCUUCUUCAUCUGCUGGACACCGUACAACAUCUUCCUCUUCCUCUAUGCAUUGAAGAUUUUGGGUGUCCAUGUAUUGCAGGAGUCAGAGUUGGAGAAAGUUUUUGAGAUCGUGUACUGUGUCACUCACAUUCUUGCGUACAGCCACUGCUGUCUAAACCCUCUCAUACAUAUCUUAGGAGGAAAUAAGUUCAGGAGAUACCUGCCGUGGUCCAGAUGCUUUACUUGGUCAUCACAGAGAUACAGAAGACAUACUUACACCAGUCAGAGCAGCUACUCAGGACAAACACAUUUUUAAAAAUAUAUAUUUAUAUAUACAUUUUUGAGAUAAUAAAAUGUAUGGUUUUUCAAAAGCUGUUAUUUUUAUAAAAAAAAAAUUCAACGUGUUCAACAGGUGUGUCACUGUUUCUUUAAAUUGCUUUUCUAAUAGGUCCUUAUAUGUAAUAGGUUCCAAUAUGUGCUUUUGAGGUACUAACAUGCACUAUUUAGCCACAAAGGU